AUGCCAUCAGGUUUGACUGUAGGCAAAACACGCUCUCAGUCUCGCAGAUUGGCAGCCGCUGACCAGGAGUUGAUGCAGCCUUCCAUCCCAACUAGAGAACGGCAGUCGUCUGCCCGGCCGGAAGAGCGAAAAGUGAUCACCCGUCAGACAUCCUUACGGUCUAUAUCCAGAGCAGACCUCGGCGCUAGUGUCGGACAAGGCGAUAGACGGAGAGACAGCCCCAUUGAAGAGUCCGCUCGAUCUUCACUGGCACAGUCUAAGUCUUCCGCCGAAUCUAAUGGGCUUGGCCGAUCAGAUUCCAAUGGUAUUGCUCGGUCUAACAGCAAGACAGCCAGUGGCAGGGCACGUUCGAGUUUGGGGCUUAGUCCUCUCUUCCACGCAGAAGAUGCCUGCAAGCUUCUACCUAGGACUUCGUUGACUGAAGUCAACACUGACUUGCGUCUCAUGCUGACCAACCUGGUCAACCACGCACCAAGUAGGCGCAGAGGAGGAGCACGGAAACAGCCUCAUGCCUAUGUUAUCAAAUGGGUGGACUACACCAACCGUUAUGGUAUUGGAUACGUUCUGGAUGAUGGCAGUGUUGGAUGUGUUUUUAAGGGAGAAAACGGGCAGCCGGCGACGAGUGUUGUGAUUCGAGAUGGCGAGAGACACAUCCGCCGAAAAGCGCGUAGCGUCACGGAUGGCAAACAAAAACCGAUUUACUACUCCGAGGCUGAUCAGCUAGUUCCUCGUACUGGAACUGCCGUUGAAUUCUAUGAGAACCGUGACGAUGACUUGCUAGGAUGCCGCGGCAUCCGACGAGCAUUGAUCCCGCCCUCACUCUUCGAUGUCAAAAGCUCAAAGGCAAUGAGAAUUCGCAGCAACACAGGAACCGACCUCGAACGAGCCGAUGCAGAGAAAAUCAAGCGGAUGAAACUUGUGGACCAGUUCGGUAAAUACAUGAUCGGGGCCCUUGGUCGACAUGGCGACGAAGGCAUCAUGGACGAAGACCUGCCUGAACACAACAGUGCUCAGUUUGUCAAAUUCUACCAGCGCCUGGGCAAUGUCGGAAUCUGGGGUUUCGGAGACGGAGCCUUCCAAUUCAACUUCCCCGACCACACAAAGCUGGUAAUCUCUCCCGGCCGCACCCGUAGCUCAUCCCCCUGGAUCGACUUCUACCACCUCUCGUCCUCUGCUGCUCGAUUCUUCGCCUCAAAAGGCAAGAUGCAUCCAGCAGGAUUUGACACUCGGGCCGUGGCCUCCGACGAGGCUGCCACCUUCCUGAGCAUUGCAAACGGAGAUUCCAUCAAUUCUACCGAAGACCGUAUCCGGGAUAUCCUCGAUGCAAAUGCCUUCAUUCAGAAAAUCGCCUUCAUCAAAGACACUCUGAGAGUAUGGAUCAAGUUCGGGCGGCUUGGAGGUCGUCCUCCCUCAAUUGACUCCUCUUCUGAUAAAUCCAUGCCCGAUGAAGCAUUCUGGCAAGGAACGCAGGAGCGCUCGCAGCCUAAUAGCCCUGGAACGAAGUUUGUCUGGGUGACUGUCGGAGCACCCGAUGGCGAUGGCCAAUAUCGGUCCGUAAUGCUCAAAGAUAGCGAUCGGGAGCUAGAGGAAAAGCACGUUGGGAUGGGAUACGAUAAAGAAAUGGAUAUACUCAAAGACCGGCUACGUACACUUGGUCGUUGA
Messenger RNA from Penicillium vulpinum, 1662 nucleotides. RefSeq lists its product as uncharacterized. The record is from RefSeq and is a predicted model, not a curated record. NCBI's taxonomy places the organism in Eukaryota, Fungi, Ascomycota, Eurotiomycetes, Eurotiales, Aspergillaceae. Gene Ontology annotation, cellular component: cytoplasm; spindle pole; nucleus. Gene Ontology annotation, biological process: mitotic cell cycle; regulation of cytokinesis; regulation of protein localization to mitotic spindle pole body. Gene Ontology annotation, molecular function: protein binding. The coding region runs from base 1 to 1662 and encodes 553 amino acids. The transcript has a single exon.